UCGAGAUCAAUAAAAAGCUGCCAGCACUGGUUCUGAAUUCGCAUAUUCUGCCCAGCUCUCACUACUCUGAGGAGCCACAGGUCAUGGCUGAAGUCGUCCAGGCCCGUACAACGCUUACGUCCCCCCCGCCCUCUCGAAAACGUUCAGCGUCCCCGACCGACGCAGAGCCCGCCACCGACUCAACAAGUACUGCCCUCACCAAGACGAACAAUGAAACAUCUCUUGCGCCGAACGAGGAGCCUCCGGCUAAGAAGACAAAACUGAUUCGUCGCAAGCGUCGCCCUGCGCGGCCACAAGUUGACCCCUCCACGAUAAAAUCAGAGCCUCCUCCGCAAACUGGGACAGUGUUCAAUAUCUGGUAUAACAAAUGGUCCGGUGGUGAUCGAGAGGAUGCGUUCUUGUCUAAUCACGCUGCUCCUUCGCGGUGUAAUAUUCGCAACGACUCCGGAUGGACAGCAGCAGACAGAACACCGGGGAGCUAUUUCUGCCUGUUCUUCGCGAGAGGCCUGUGUCCGAAAGGCCAUGAAUGUCAAUAUCUCCAUCGACUACCUACGAUAUACGAUGUCUUCAAUCCCAACGUCGACUGCUUUGGACGAGACAAACAUAGCGACUAUCGGGAUGACAUGGGUGGUGUAGGAAGUUUCAUGAGGCAGAAUCGCACCCUGUACGUGGGGAGGAUCCAUGUGUCGGACGAUAUCGAGGAAGUGGUCGCACGGCAUUUCCAAGAGUGGGGGGAGAUUGAACGUAUUCGCGUUCUCACAGGUCGCGGUGUUGCUUUCGUCACGUACGUCAACGAAGCUAACAGUCAAUUUGCAAAAGAGGCCAUGGCACACCAAGCGCUGGACCAUAAUGAAAUAUUGAACGUGCGAUGGGCCACUGUGGAUCCCAAUCCGCUCAGUCAGAAGAGAGAGGCUGCCAGGAUCGAAGAGCAAGCAGCCGAAGCCGUUCGUCGGGCGCUGGGUGAGAGAACAGUCAGGGAGAUCGAAGGACGCGAGACAAGAGAGGAGAGAGAUCAAAGGCGCAUCGAGAGCAGUUAUGGGCUGGAAGGAUAUGAGGCGCCGGAGGAGAUUUGGUUUACGCAACAGCAGCAGAAGGAGCUCGAAGGGCAGAAGUUGGGCGAGAGAGGGUUGCUUGAGGCUCCUCCUGGUCCGGAAUCAGGCGUUGAGCAGGGAACCUCCACAGAAGAAAAUACUGCGGCCCCGGAAGAGCCUGGAUCACAAGCAGGCCAAGAGCGUGGCAACGGCCAAGCCUGGGAGAAUGGCAUCCUGUCGGGCUCGACGCUGGCAGCUCUCAAGGGGUAUACCUCUAGUGCAGGAUUCCGGGAGGGGUCAAAGCCUGCCGCAUCAGCCGGGCCACUUGUCGCAUACGGCAGCGACGACGAGGAAGAUUGAAAUUCGCAAUACAGGGUCGUCACCACCAAAAAUGGAGAGAUCACCUUUGAUGGGUGAUGUGCAAAACCACCAUUUCUAUUGAAGCCUAUUUAUCUUCGGCAGUGACGCCUUUUUUUUAAUGUCUUUUCCCCUUCCAAAGCUCUUUU
Cladophialophora immunda is the source of this 1537-nucleotide messenger RNA. RefSeq lists its product as uncharacterized. The transcript has a single exon. Gene Ontology annotation, molecular function: U6 snRNA binding; pre-mRNA binding; metal ion binding. Lineage: Eukaryota; Fungi; Ascomycota; Eurotiomycetes; Chaetothyriales; Herpotrichiellaceae. Bases 84 to 1391 code for a protein of 435 amino acids. The record is from RefSeq and is a predicted model, not a curated record. Gene Ontology annotation, cellular component: U2-type catalytic step 2 spliceosome; Prp19 complex; U2-type catalytic step 1 spliceosome.